Molecule: messenger RNA, 2758 nt
Organism: Anarrhichthys ocellatus (wolf-eel)
Lineage: Eukaryota; Metazoa; Chordata; Actinopteri; Perciformes; Anarhichadidae
Product: transforming growth factor beta activator LRRC32-like
Exons: 2
Coding region: 34-1986 (650 amino acids)
Molecular function (GO): protein binding
Source: RefSeq, a predicted model, not a curated record
UUGAACAGCAGCAGAAGCAACAGCAGAGGAAGGAUGGUCAGACAUAUGUUCUCUAAUCUCCUGCUACUCUGGUCAAUCGGCCAUGACCUUUGUAUAACUGGACUGACAUAUGACGAGCCGAAGGAGCAGUCCUGGAACAACCACAGCCUCUAUUCUGUCCCUCUGGAUUUGGAUGUAAGGCUUAGGAGACUAGACCUGUCCAAUAACUUCAUCAGACAGCUGCACACACUUGCUUUGCCAUACUUGGAGCAGCUGGACCUGAGCUCCAACCAGCUGGAUCUCAUCUCCGAGGGCGCUUUUGAAGACCUGGCUCGACUUGAGGAGUUGAAUUUGUCCAGAAAUGCGCUGAACGACGACAUUGGCAGUAACGGCAAAGCCCUCCAAUCCAUCAGUAGGCUGAAGAGUUUGGACAUAUCAAUGAACGACUUGAGUGACGAUGCAGUGGAAGUGUAUCUUCGAAACAAAUCGUGUCUUGAUCAACUUAAGAUGACUGGUAAUGCUUUAACAAGACUUUCACACAACUUGUUCAAAGAGAGUAAAGGUUUGAGGGCCAUUACUAUUGAUGACAAUCAGAUAUCGGUGAUAGAACAGGGGACAUUUGAACCAUUGAGCCAAUUAGAGGUGCUAAAUUUGGCCAGAAAUAACCUUGCGCAUAUCUGUGAUUUUAAACUACAUCAAGUUAAAUAUCUGAAUCUUAGUCGAAAUUCAGUUGAGUUCUUUGUUACGCGUGAGGAUGACCAGUUGUACAGGCUUGAAAUUCUUGAUCUGAGUCACAACAAACUCCUUUAUUUCCCAAUUGUUCCAAAAAUGAACAGUUUGAGGUAUCUACAUUUACAGAAUAAUUUGGUCGGUGCCUUAAAUUCAGAGGCUACAAUGGUAUCGGAGGCCAAUGCUCUUUAUAGUGAGAUUAUGAGCGAGAAAACAGUUAGAAAAAAUAUCCUACACUCAAACUGGAGGCUGAUGCCACUGAUUUAUAUCGACCUGAGCUAUAACCACUUCAGGUCUUUCCCACUGGAGACUUUGAGCCGUCUUACAUCAUUAGAGACUCUGAAUUUUAGUUUCAACUGUUUGCAAAACAUCACCUGGAACGUAAGAAAUGACGACGAAUCAGGAUUCCGUCGGCAGCUUUUCUUUCCCUCCUUAAAGUACCUUAACAUGCAGAGUAACGGACUUGCAUACAUUUCUCCACUUUUUCUCAAUGCGCUCACACAAAUAGAAACAUUAAAUCUACAAGACAAUUCUGUGCAGCCUUGUGCCUCAAUUGACCAAUCAACACAGCAGAUGAAUCUCAAUGCCUCCUGCGUUGUCAUUGGCCAGCUAAGGACGCUGAAACACCUCAAUCUUAAAGAAAACAACAUCAAAAUGCUUCAACCAAACACGUUUCUAAAAACCUCUUUGGUUUCUCUGAACCUUGCAAGAAAUUCACAUAUGGUAGUGCGAAGGGACGCAUUAGAGGGUGUGCAAAAGACUCUCCAGUCCUUGAUCAUUAGUGAAAUGAACAUGACCAGCUCUGAUCUGUCUUUACCCUGCAUGCCAGCAUUAACUGAGCUGAACAUAUCUAACAACCACCUCGAUGUGAUUCCCAGCAGUUUGAGCUGCUCUCCUCUGACAGAAAUAGACAUAAGAAAUAAUCAUUUUGAGUCUUUAAACAAUUCUUUGAUCCUUGCUUUAUCGGAGCGCCUUAAUCUUAUGUAUAUAAGUGGAAACUAUUUUAACUGUUGUGACAGUAAGUGGCUGAUAAUCCUACAUGAGCUGAAGAUGAAACUGCCUGAUGUCAAUGACGCCGUAUGCUUUACAAGCGAUAGACACAUUGCGAUGACAGAGUAUCUGAAAAACCCUUCAGGGUAUUGUUUGUCUCAUACAAAAGCACAGGAAGUUCACUUUGGAACAAUGAUCAUCAUUGUUUUAUUCGUAUCUGUAAUAUCGACAGUGCUCCUCAUAUUUACCAGGAAAGGGUGUUGCACACAGAGAUCAUUCAUAGUGUGAUAUGUUAAAUCUGUUGUCAUCGGUUUAUUUUGGACAUUGUUCUAUCUACGCACAUGGGUUACAUUAAGUAAGCAACUCAAAUACAAUAGUGAGAAACUGGAUGGCAAACUAAAGUAACUGAAAUUAAUUUGAGCUUCAUUUUGCGUGACUUUUAGUUCGUAAAAUUCAGUAGAAUCUUCAUCGUCUAACACAAUUAUUUUCUCAUCUCCAUUCAAAGCUUUCUUUUAUGGCUCCUACUGCACACUAUUAAUCUUGUAGAACAUGCAUCACGCUGUGUGACCUGUGCAGCCAAAUUGCUGUGAUUAAAAUUGACUCCCAAGGUAUUUGGUUACGAUAUGUGUGCCAAAUCGCUAAUCAGGCAGAGAAUUUUUGCCCAUCCUUCAUUGUGAAACGUUUGCAAGCAACUAAAAGUUUAGCCUUGGCUCAAUUUUUUAUGACGUCUCUGAGGCCUUGCACAAUGUUCCCAGAAUUUGAACUCCUGAACAAUUCAAUAAAACGCCAAUAAGAGACCUUGUACACUUUAAUAUAUUUCACUUUCUGCAUCUGUUUGUGUUUUGUUAUGUAUAAUCGGCUCUGGCCCUGGUAAUGAAAUACAAUGUGGCAUCAGUUAUGCUGAACAUAAUAAUAAAAAUGCUGUACCUAAUAACUAGAAUAUGUUGAGAGUAUUCAUUUUAGAGUACAAGUACACCUUUUCUAUACCUGCAAAAUAAAUCACUGUAGUUCAGUGAGGAUGAAUUGUGAAUUUCUGUUUUUAGUUGAGCAACUAUUGUAG